Messenger RNA from Fonsecaea erecta, 1491 nucleotides. Its product is annotated as subtilisin-like protease. The coding region runs from base 1 to 1491 and encodes 496 amino acids. Lineage: Eukaryota; Fungi; Ascomycota; Eurotiomycetes; Chaetothyriales; Herpotrichiellaceae. The record is from RefSeq and is a predicted model, not a curated record. Gene Ontology annotation, molecular function: serine-type endopeptidase activity. Gene Ontology annotation, biological process: proteolysis. The transcript has 2 exons.
AUGAAGGGCUACGCAUUCGCCUUAUCGCUCCUCCCACUGUUGGCGGCCGGUUCGCCAGUCCUCGUCGACACCAUCCACAACGAUGCUGCUCCUGUCAUCUCCUCUUCUAAUGCAAAGGAGAUCCCUGACUCCUACAUGGUUGUCUUCAAGAAGCAUGUGAGCGAGCGGGAUGCUACUGCCCAUCACUCCUGGGUCCAAGAGGCCCAUGUGUCACACGAGUCCCGCAAGCUGGAGCUUCGGAAACGCAGCCAAGUUCCUAUGUCGGAUGACACUGUCUUUGAAGGAUUGAGACAUACAUACAAUAUUCCCGGCGGGCUUUUGGGAUAUGCUGGUCACUUCGAUGAAGGAGUCAUCGAGAUGGUCCGAAGACACCCGGAUGUUGAAUACAUCGAACGUGACUCCGAGGUCCGAACCAUGAAUCAUACUCCGGCACUCGAGAAGAACGCUCCCUGGGGUCUCGCCCGUAUCUCUCACCGUGAAGCUUUGGGCUUCGGAAACUUUAACAAAUACCUCUAUUCCUCGGAUGGCGGUGAGGGCGUCGACGCCUACGUCAUCGACACCGGUACCAACACUGAGCACGUUGACUUCGAGGGCCGUGCCAGCUGGGGCAAGACGAUCCCAAUGGGUGAUGAAGAUGUGGAUGGUAACGGACACGGCACACACUGCUCCGGCACAAUCGCAGGCAAGAAGUUCGGUGUCGCUAAGAAGGCCAAGAUCUACGCCGUCAAGGUUCUCAAGUCAAACGGCUCUGGCACCAUGUCUGAUGUUGUCAAAGGCGUCGAAUGGGCUGCCACCUCUCACUCUUCAUCGGUGAGUGCCGCAAAGAAGGGCAAGAAGAAGGGUUUCAAGGGCAGUGUUGCCAACAUGAGCUUGGGUGGUGGCAAGUCUCGAGUCUUGGAUCUGGCCGUCAACGCCGCCGUGGAUACUGGUCUUCACUUUGCCGUCGCGGCUGGAAACGACAAUGCCGACUCUUGCAACUACUCCCCUGCUGCUGCCGAGAAGGCCAUCACGGUCGGUGCUUCUACCUUGGCUGAUGAACGUGCCUACUUCUCCAACUACGGUACUUGCAACGACAUCUUUGCUCCUGGUCUCAACAUUCUCUCCACCUGGAUUGGCAGCAAGUAUGCCACCAACAUCAUCUCCGGUACUUCGAUGGCUUCCCCUCACAUCUGCGGCCUCCUCGCAUACUUCUUGUCUCUUCAACCAUCGGAGGAUUCCGCCUACGCAGUAGCCGCCAUCACCCCCAAGCAGAUGAAGGCGAACAUGAUCUCCAUCGCCACUGAGGGCGCCCUCUCCAACGUCCCGGCUGACACCGCCAACAUCCUUGCGUGGAACGGCGGUGGCAAGUCCAACUACACUGAAAUCAUCGGCGACGGUGGCUUCUCUUUCAGCUCUGAUGCUGAGUCGUACCUUUCUGAGAAGGCCUCCGAGCUGAAGGCCGAACUAAAGCAAAUUGCUGCCGAACUCGAGGCUCUUAUUGCGAAGUCUUAG